AUGUCCACAACCAGUUCUUCUCCAACCGUCAACGUCGAGGUAUCGGAUCUACCCAGCUUUCCUAAAAUCUGGGAAAGCCAUCCUAUCGAGCAUGAAGUCUUCUCAGAGGACGGUAGUGUCCGACUACGAGUUUGCCGGGGUGGGAUCUUCAUCUCAGCGACUAAUGGCUGGCUUACAAUUUCACAGUACUUCAAAGUCAAACUUGAUCUCUGUGUGGAAGAAAGACAGAUCGGUCAACUCACCUACCGCCUAGUCAAUGGAAAUUACAUUGAUGAUUUCCAUGAAGAACUCGAGUCAUCUGGCAUGGGAGGGCAGCAACUCGAGUCCCUAAGCAGCUUCCUCUUUAACGCCGAUGGAACGCUACGGGAAACAUGGCGCAUUGGGGUCCAGUCUGGCACCAGAAUCUUUGGCCCAGAACUCAGCGCCAAAAAAACUAAGUUCGCUCUGCUCGACUGCUGCGACAACCCUUUCCCCGGCGACUACCUCGUGAUAGAGGACGCGAUUCGUCGCCGUGGAAUUGCCUCGUGGGCGGUGCAGCGCCUGUUCGAACAAUUGCGUGCAGAGGGGGUAAAAUAUAUACUGACUUGGCCAUCAGUUCCCCGCAUAAAUCCCGACCUGCGCGGGAGUGCCACGGAAGAACAGCUCCUCCAGCGCAACCUGGCCUUUGUGCGAAAAGUGGGAUUUCGUAGAGUUGGCCUUUCUCCAGUAUUUGCCUACAUGUUGCUCGAUGAUAACCAUCCCUCUCGUACUUUGCCUAAGGAUCAUGACAUGAAUCCUCCACGUCCGCUUUGA
Molecule: messenger RNA, 792 nt
Organism: Fibroporia radiculosa
Lineage: Eukaryota; Fungi; Basidiomycota; Agaricomycetes; Polyporales; Fibroporiaceae
Exons: 7
Coding region: 1-792 (263 amino acids)
Molecular function (GO): acyltransferase activity, transferring groups other than amino-acyl groups
Source: RefSeq, a predicted model, not a curated record